AUGGCGCACUACCACCGAAGUCGCAGAUUCUCCGACAUGACCAAUGUAAUACCCUCAUAUCCGUCUGAACAUAGUUCUCGCCCUCAUCUUCAAUUUCAAAAUCUCCCUCCUCCACCACUCCAUCACAAACCAAACUACGCACCUCCAUCUUUCUCACCACCUAGGGCCACAGCUGUCGCGAGUAUGGCCAAACGCAAAUACACCGCACACGAGCGCCAGGCUUCCUACGAUCUCAUCGACGACCUACUAAAGCAAUCCUACGAUGAAUUACACAUCCGCUGUGACGCGCGAAUUAUCCUCGUCUCCAACGAAAGCAUGAAAUUGGUCGCAGAACCGAUUCACGGUACGGAGGACAUCGAUCUCGAUCUAGUAGACUACGAGGCGCUGGAGGAUAUUGUCCGAGACGGAGAAUACGACCAACCGUACUACUACAGUAAGGGCGUACGGUUGAUGUUCCGCAAAAUUGAAGGAGCACACAGACACAAAAGUGCUGAUCCGCCACGCGAGCGUCAGCAUACUCGAGACCGCCACGGACCUUCAACGGAGCAGAAGAAGGGUGUUAAGGUUACUGCCUCACCGUCGCCAGCAAAGCAAGCUCCUGCAGAGAAGACGCCAGAGGAGGCAGCUGAGGCGAGAAAGCGCGAUAAAGUCUUUACCUAUGGACCCGGGAUUGCUGUCGCGCUUGCUGGUGUACUAGGUGCUUUAGCUGCACGAUGA
Messenger RNA from Pseudovirgaria hyperparasitica, 717 nucleotides. RefSeq lists its product as uncharacterized. Bases 1 to 717 code for a protein of 238 amino acids. The record is from RefSeq and is a predicted model, not a curated record. Lineage: Eukaryota; Fungi; Ascomycota; Dothideomycetes; Acrospermales; Acrospermaceae. The transcript has 2 exons.